CGUAGUGUAAAUGAGGCGCUACCGAAACUACUAAUCCCUAGCAGAUUUGUGAAUCAUAUGUGCGGUGUUUUAGCUACCGAAUCUGAGGAUGAGCACCCAUCGGAUGCGGGUUGCCAAGGACUAAUUUACCCCGAAGACAUGAAACUCAGAGAGUAAUCGAUUACCCCGAGGACGUGAACACGAGCCGACCAUGCCGGUGGGGCUCGGGACUACUAUGGCGUGUGAGGCCGAUAAUGCCUCCCUUGAGAACAAAUUCGAUGCUGCUGUCAGAGUGAUACGGAGCUUGUCUGAAGACGGUCCGUACCAGCCCUCGGAUGACAUGAUGAUGAUGUUCUACAGCUACUACCAGCAGGCUACCAGUGGCCCCUGCUACAGGCCCCGGCCAGCUGGCUUCUGGGACACUGCUGGCAAGGCCAAAUGGGACGCGUGGCGGUCGCUAGGGGAGAUGACCAGGGAGCAGGCGAUGGCGGCGUAUAUAGAUGACAUCCAGCUGAUUCUGGAAACGCUCCCGAUGACGGAGGAGGUGUCGGCUCUGCUGGAGCUCCUGGGGAACUUCUACGAGGAGGUGGAGGGAGGUGCGGAGCAGGAGGAGGAGGACAGGAGACCCUUCACCAGGCCUUUUGCGUCCGCUUCAGGUGCCCGACUAAAAUCCCAGCACUCAGGACCCCUGAAGGACCUAUCCACUGAGCACACGUACACACACUACAGUGUAGGUAGGACUGUGGCUUCCUGACCCUUGACCCCUGACCCUGGCUGACUGGUGUUUGUGUCUCUCUUGGCCAGUUGGGUUCGGAGGGCCUGCUGACAAGCCGCUGAUGGAAGGCAAGUCUACUGGUGGCCCCGCCCACCUGACCUGUAGACCAGCAGUGCUGUGUGUAGUGUUAUUUACCGGUAGUGGUGUGUGUAGCGUGUGAGUUUCUUGAAGUUCUUCGUGAUGGUGUGUGAGUUUCUUGCAGUUCUUCGUGAUGGUGUGUGUAGUCUGUGAGU
This is a messenger RNA of Osmerus eperlanus (European smelt), 987 nucleotides long. Its product is annotated as acyl-CoA-binding domain-containing protein 5A-like. Gene Ontology annotation, molecular function: fatty-acyl-CoA binding. NCBI's taxonomy places the organism in Eukaryota, Metazoa, Chordata, Actinopteri, Osmeriformes, Osmeridae. Gene Ontology annotation, biological process: fatty acid metabolic process. The record is from RefSeq and is a predicted model, not a curated record. The coding region runs from base 191 to 733 and encodes 180 amino acids. Gene Ontology annotation, cellular component: cytoplasm; peroxisome. The transcript has 5 exons.